AUGUCUGAAACAAGUUCAUUACUUCCCGGGGAGCCUGACGGACUCGGACGUCGGACUCUACGAGACCGCAUUGUCGACGCUUUCCGUUCAUCGCCUCAAACUGGCCUUGGGAUCUCGACAAAUGCGAGCCAUGAAAAUUAUACCGCACAGGCCAGCCGGACCGGCACUGGGGUUACGAGCGAACCAGAUGUGAGAACUCGGCUUCUGGAAUCAUACCUUCAGGCUGGUCCUGCGUGCGGUGAAAGGCGCUGCAGCCAUGGCACAUUUUCGCCGCAGGUAGAAGAUGCGGGAGCACAAUCAUACAUUGGAGGACCGGGCGAUACAUUUGGGCAUAACGGACAUGAGGUGACAGACGGCGCGGCCGAUCGCCCUAGAGGUGGAGUAGACCACCCAGAGUCGGUCCCAGACUCAGAGGCUCCGUCACAGAUGAAAUCGUCUUUUACUUUCCCAAUAACCGACACGAACAAACAAUAUAUAUCCUAUUACAUUCCGUUUUUAAAUUGGAUUGGCCAAUAUCAUUGGUCAUUUCUGCGCGGAGAUCUCAUGGCUGCGUUGACUGUGGCGUCUAUCUACAUCCCGAUGGCCCUCUCUUUGGCCUCUAAUCUUGCCCAUGCACCACCCAUCAGUGGUCUCUACUCUUUCGUCAUCCAUCCCUUGAUCUAUGCCAUCCUAGGAAGCUGCCCUCUUUUGGUAGUUGGACCAGAGGCUGCGGGUUCCCUCCUAACAGGUGCUAUUGUCAAAGCAAGUGUCAUGCAAGGAAACUCAGGCGAGGACGACCUUACAGAAACCGCUCUUAUUGUAGGAGUGGCUACUGCAAUGUCCGGUGGCAUGAUACUGAUUGCCGGACUAACCCGCCUAGGGUUUUUGGACAACGUACUCAGUCGACCAUUCUUGCGAGGAUUCAUCACUGCUAUCGGCUUUGUGAUCUUUGUAGACCAGCUUAUCCCGGAAUUGGGUCUGGCCGAGCAUGCCAAAGAAUCCGGCGUUAGCCAUGGUACCAGUGUUGAAAAACUUAUUUUCAUCAUUCGACAUGCUCGAGAUUGCCAUGGACUAACUGCUAUUGUUUCGAUUGUCAGCUUUUCUGUCAUCAUGGUGUUCAGAACUUUGAAAAAGAUGCUUGUGCCUCGUAUCCCUCAAGUGAUUUAUUUCCCAGACCGCUUCCUUGUUGUUGCACUGUCGGCGGUUUUGGCUUGGCACCUCGACUGGGAAGCCAAAGGGCUCGAAAUUCUUGGACCUACGGAGGUCGGAUCUGGAGGACUAUUCGCUUUCAACUGGCCCUUCCAGCUUGCGCAUAUGAAACAUGUGCGCACAGCAUUGAGCAAAUCGUUUAUUAUCGCGCUACUUGGCUUCUUUGAGUCAUCUGUUGCGGCAAAGGGGCUGGGCGAAGGCAAUUCCAAUGGAAUCAAAGGAAUGUAUAUGAGUGCUAAUCGUGAGAUGGUUGCAUUAGGCGUUGCCAAUGUCGUCGGAGGCUGCUUCUCUGCCCUGCCUGCAUUUGGCGGAUACGGACGAAGCAAACUUAGUUCACAGACAGGAGCACGGUCACCUAUGACUAGUGUUUUCCUAAGCAUCAUUACAUUCACAUGUGUCAUGGUGCUUUUGCCUUAUCUCUACUACCUUCCGAAAGCAGUCCUGUGCUCUAUGAUCUCCGUUGUGGCCUUCACCCUAGUGGAAGAAUGCCCGCAUGACCUACUCUUUUUCGUUCGCCUGCGCGGAUGGUCAGAGAUCGUCCUCAUGCUCCUCAUUUUCACAACAACAAUCUUCUACUCCCUGGAACUAGGCAUGGCCAUGGGAAUGGGCCUGUCAGUGAUAAUCCUCAUCCGACACGCAACGCACCCCCGAAUCCAGAUUCUGGGCAAGGUCCUAGGCACAGCUGCGCGUUUCGACAACGCUGAACUCCACCCAGAAAACGUGGAGCUAGUCGAAGGCGCCCUGAUCGUCAAGAUCCCCGAACCCCUCACGUUUGCCAAUACAGGCGACCUAAAGAAUCGCCUGCGACGUCUGGAACUUUACGGCUCCAGUCAUGCUCACCCUUCCCUGCCGCGCAUGCGCGCGCCGGAGCAUAAUAAGAAUAUUAUUUUUGACGUUCAUGGCGUUACAAGUAUCGAUGGGUCUGGUACCCAGGUUCUCUCGGAGAUCGUGCACGCGUACGCAGAGCAACGCGUCAGAGUUUUCUUCUGUCGUUUGCCGAAUAGCAAUGUGUUCCGCAUGUUUGAGCGAAGUGGUAUUGUUGAGGAGUGUGGGGGAUUGAGUCAUUUCGUGCCCAGUGUUGAUGAAGCGCUGCGGUUGGCGGAAUCAGAGAAUCAGACACAGGAGAUAUAG
Penicillium vulpinum is the source of this 2319-nucleotide messenger RNA. RefSeq names its product SulP family inorganic anion transporter. Lineage: Eukaryota; Fungi; Ascomycota; Eurotiomycetes; Eurotiales; Aspergillaceae. Gene Ontology annotation, biological process: transmembrane transport. Gene Ontology annotation, molecular function: sulfate transmembrane transporter activity. Bases 1 to 2319 code for a protein of 772 amino acids. The transcript is spliced from 4 exons. The record is from RefSeq and is a predicted model, not a curated record. Gene Ontology annotation, cellular component: membrane.